AUGGCUCGAGGCUUGCGAGCUACUUGGGCUCGGCUCGUCGCAGGCUCGAUCCAAGCCCGACUCUCCAAGAGACAGAGCCAGAGCUGCGCGACGGACCCCGUGUCAGGUUCACCGGUAGCGGCUCGGCUACUCGCUCGAGCUCGGCUCGUUGGCAGCCCUUACCUGCCUCCCCUCCGGGUUCCCCUGCUCGUCUUCGUCCGCGCUGGUGGUGGGGGGCAUCCAACCCGGCGCCGCCGAACCCUUCCUUUCACCCGGCUUCGCCCCGCCGUAGUCAUCCUCCUCUCCUCCGGAUCCUCCACUGACGGCCACUGUUCCUCUCUCGCUCGAGCGGGCUUGGGGAUCUGUCCGUCCCGGGGUCUUUUUCUGCGGGAAGAUGGCAAACAUUCGUGCACUUCUGGUCGGUUUAUUUACUUGCAAUUGAAGAUUGUUGGAAUAAAAAGUAUGAUUUCUUUCCAGGCCAUCACUUCUAGCAUCUCUGGGCGCACAUUACAAGAUCCCCAUGCCAGCCCGCUGGUUCUCAUCUACAGGGCUUCCUCCACAUCUGGUGGUUGGAAUGCCAGCACUAUCUCCUACUAUGGUAACAUCGCGAAAUGGAGAAAACAGGAAGGAGACAAGAUUGAGGUUGGUGAUGUGAUAUGUGAGAUAGAAACUGAUAAAGCCACUCUUGAGUUUGAAAGCCUUGAAGAGGGGUAUCUGGCCAAGAUUUUAGCACCUGAAGGUUCUAAAGAUGUUCAGGUUGGACAACCCAUUGCUGUCACGGGCGGCCACUUCUCCGAACGUGUCAGCGAGCUGGAGGGGCGCGUCCAUGAUCUGGAGAUGGUGAGCUACGUCGAGAUCCAGGAUGAGCGCGACGAGUGGGUCACCGCCCUCGAGUCCGCCUCGGAGGCGUUCGCAGCCUGGCGUCCCCGGAUCGAGAGCUCCCUCUUCACCAUUCGAUCGGAGCUCAAAGCCUAUAAUCCUAACCCUGAUAAACUCUACUUUACUACUCGCUUCGUUGAUGGUUUACGCGAAGACAUUCGGUCUGUUGUUAUGGUUGCUCGUCCCCAAAACCUCGAUACUGCUUAUACUCUCACCUUGUUACAGGAAGAGGCGCUGGACCAAGGUAUCCACAAGGAAUUCAAGUGCUCGGAAGCGUCACCGUUCGCUCGCACGGCAACAAUCAAGGGUGCUCUUCCCUUGCCUCUUCCACCCAGGCGUCCCCAAGUUGUUCUUGAUCUAGUUGCUGAGAAGCGAGUACCAAACAAGUCUACUUCCAUCGAUGACAAGCUAUCCACACUACGAAUUUAUCGUCGAGCUCGUGGACUCUGUGUUCGCUACGGCGACAAGUGGGCUCCAGGCCAUCGAACAAUGCAAUUUGAAGGAUCACUGCUGGGCCGUGACGUCAUCAUUUUGGUGGAUUCCAGAAGUAGCCAUUCCUUCUUGAGUUCCUGCCUUGCAACCGGUCUGCCAAACCUGAGGCCUCUUCCUAAACCAAUGACAUUGGGCUCCUAUGACAUGAUUGUCGGUAUGGAUUGGUUAGAGGCCUUCUCACCUAUGAGGGUUGAUUGGCAACACAAGUGGAUGGGCAUUCCUUAUGGCCAGCACCAUGUUGUCCUUCAGGGCCUGUUGCCGGAUUUAGAUCAGCAUUCUAUCAUGCAACUUUGUCACAUUACUGCUUCCGCACCUUCACCUGCACCACCUGAGCUUCCUCUAGCCAUCUAG
This is a messenger RNA of Miscanthus lutarioriparius, 1701 nucleotides long. The record is from the annotation of a GenBank genome assembly. Lineage: Eukaryota; Viridiplantae; Streptophyta; Magnoliopsida; Poales; Poaceae.